Molecule: messenger RNA, 2115 nt
Organism: Ziziphus jujuba (common jujube)
Lineage: Eukaryota; Viridiplantae; Streptophyta; Magnoliopsida; Rosales; Rhamnaceae
Product: protein WVD2-like 7
Exons: 9
Coding region: 156-1724 (522 amino acids)
Source: RefSeq, a predicted model, not a curated record
ACAGCAUGGACUUUUUGCUUUUUAUUUAAAUUUCAAAUUCAAAUGGCUUGGGAGUUGAGGAAAAAGGACUAUAUAGAUAAGUAAGAAGAAGAAAAAAGAGUUUCAAAAGUUUUGGAAUUUGGGGAGGUCUCUCAAUCACUUACUGCAAAAGGGAAAUGGGUGAAUCGGCUUGUCUCAUGCAGCCAUUCUCUUAUGUUUCAGGCAUUCCAAAUGAAGCCAAAGAGGGAAAUCCAAUUCAUGCACUUGGGCAGUCAAUCUCAUUUGGCAGGUUCAUGUCAGAGUCCUUAGCAUGGGAAAAAUGGUCAACUUUCUCUCACAACCGCUAUGUUGAAGAGGCCGAGAGGCAUUCCCAGCGGGGCUCAGUGGCACAGAAGAAAGCUUUCUUUGAGGCUCAUUACAAGAAUAUGGCUGCUCGAAAGGCAGCUGCUUUGCUUGAACAAGCAAAUGCUGCAGCAGCAUUGAACAAUGCUGUCCCUGAAGAACCAGAUUCUGGAAAAGAAAAUUCCACCCAAGAUUCACAGACAUUGAUUUCUAACUCUGAAGCAACCAUCCAUGGGCAUGAUUCAAAUGUUGAAAUGGGUAAGUUUGAUAGCAUCCAGGUGGAAGUUGCUGAUCCGGCAAAUGAGAACCCAGUUUUGGUUGAGAACACUGAAAAGGUUGAAAUUUCAAGCCAAGCUGUGGAUGUUAAUGGCCGCAAGGAGGAGAAAGAAACUGAGCUAAGUGGGACAACCCAGAUGAGAAAACCUCUAUCUAAGCGCAAUCAAGAAGAUUGCUUGCCAAUGGGCAAGAAGAAACCAACAUUUUCUUCCUCAAAGUCAUCAUCAAUCCAUCAGAAAGCAGCUAAAGAUGGUUCCAGUAAGGAUAACAAUAUUGCAACCCCAAUAAGUAAAAAGCCAGCGCUACUAGACUCUGCAGAGAAGAAAACUUCAACCCCAAAAUCACUUCACAAGUCUGUGAAUUUCACCCCAAUCAGAGAACUUAAUAGAUUGACUUCAACAGUCAUCAGAAAAAUUGAGAAUUCCAGAUUUGGUGCCAAUUCUUCCAAGGCAUCUAAAGAUUGUCAGAGUCCUCUGAGGACCCCAACUAUGGUAAUUAAGAAUGAGAUAAAACAGCGUCCCCAAACAACCCCUUAUUCAGAAAAGAAAAGCUCCACAACUCCGCUCAAUCCCUCAGCAUCUGGAAGCAAAACAGCUGGACCAAAAUGGCAUUUGCUCCCUACAGAGUGUUCAAACUUUCUCAGUGCCUGCAGAAACAAAGCGCGCUCUCCAUUUUCAUCCACUCCUUUCAGGUUGAGAACUGAAGAGAGAGCUGCAAGAAGAAAGAAGAAGCUUGAAGACAAAUUCAACGCUAAUGAGGCAGAAAAAAAUCAAAUGCAAACAAAACUCAAGGACAAAGAAGAAAAAGAAAAUGGAAAACUGCGCCCAACCCUUUGCUUCAAAGCCAGGCCGCUGCCUGAUUUUUACAAGCAAAGAAAAGCACCGAAGAAUGAGAUAAAGAGGGUUCCGUCCACUCAUCCACAGUCACCAAAACCAAGCACUGAUCCCAGUCCCAACAAGAUUGAUGGUAAAACCUCUCAACCUCCUCAUACACCUCUGGUGAAGAACAGUGGCUCCAAACACAUCCAGGGAAAGAAUAGUCGAACGCAUAUUCCAACCUUUUCUCUCAUUUCACGAUCUACAAAGAUAACCCACGAGAAUACAUCUCCAAAUAUUCAGCUCGGCUAGAAAAAUCUCAAGAUUUUUGAUGUUGACAAAACGGUUAUUUGAAGCAACAUCCGCGCUGCUGAAAAGCUGUGAGCAACCUCAUAAGAUAUGCAUGAAGACAGCAUGCCAAAGUGAAUCCAUGGAGACUCUCAUUUGAAAUGAGAGCAAAUACUUAUGUGCAUUAGGAGUUCUUUCUGUAAUAUUGUUUGUAAAUUUUUUAUCUGAACCAAGUACUACAAGUGUAGAACUUGAAUUGUGUGGCAUGUAAAUGAACUAGGACUUGUUUUGGUGUGUCCUUGAGCGUUUUCUUGCUAGCUCUUUUACUACAAAAAAGGAACUCUCUGUCAUGCAUGAUGAGCAUCGAAUAUAUAUAAGCUUAUGUUUUCCCUUAAGCACAUAACUUCAAUCAAAA